This is a messenger RNA of Odontomachus brunneus, 3331 nucleotides long. RefSeq names its product thyrotropin-releasing hormone-degrading ectoenzyme-like. Gene Ontology annotation, molecular function: zinc ion binding; peptide binding; metalloaminopeptidase activity. Gene Ontology annotation, biological process: peptide catabolic process; proteolysis. NCBI's taxonomy places the organism in Eukaryota, Metazoa, Arthropoda, Insecta, Hymenoptera, Formicidae. The record is from RefSeq and is a predicted model, not a curated record. The coding region runs from base 206 to 2905 and encodes 899 amino acids. Gene Ontology annotation, cellular component: cytoplasm. The transcript is spliced from 13 exons.
UUAUCAGAUACCGUUAUUGUCGUCAGUUUGAAACGAUCCGUCGAAAGAGAAAAGGAUAUGAUAUUCUCAAAUUAUUCUUAUUACGACAUUCACUAUUGAAGAAAUAUCUAUUAGGGCAAAUGCGACAUAUGUAACAACGUACCUAGCAGGAAAAACUAUAUGUGUUAUGUUGAGACAAUAAGUUAUAUAAUAUUUGGGGACCAAAAUGAGGUUGGUAAUAUUUCUUGGAGUCAUCUUGAAAUUUAUCGUCCCGAUAGUUGAAGGACAAGAUUACAUUGGAGAUAUAGUAGAUUGUUCAUAUGUUCCUGAGAAUUUAUACAUCUAUGAUGUAAUGCCAAUGAGAUUUGAUAUUAACAUCCUAGUAAGACCACGUCUAAGAAUUUUGUCAGGACACGUGGAAAUUUUGAUUAAUAUCACGAGAGCAACAUGGAACAUAUCCCUACACGCAGGACCGACAUAUGGUUAUAUGGACAAUAUGAUGGCUAAUCAGAGUGCAAAGGCUAAUCGGAGAGCUUAUAAUUUGCACGAUUUCCAAUUUUGUGCGAGAAGUAAUGUUUUAAUUCUGGAGUUUAACAAAAAGCUACGUAAAGGACUAUAUCGACUUGUAAUAGCAUACACAUCUAUUUUAAAUCAACAUAUGGAGAAACUUUUUUAUCAAUGGACUCUACGGACUAAAAAUUUGGUGUUCACGAAUCUCUACACGCUGACCGCGUUACUAUCAUUAUUUCCACACUGGGACGAUCCGAGAGUAAAAGCAACUUAUAGCAUCUCAGUUCGGGCUCCUGCAGGUUAUACUAUUAUUUCAAGCGUACCUGAAAUGCCUCCUUAUCUUAUAAAAGAUGGAUUAAUUACGCAAUUUGGCAUAAAAAUGGUGACGUACCAAUUUUUCAAGAGGCCCAGUCAUUUGAUAGCAUUUUUGAUAGCCAAUGAUAUCACGAUGGAUACUUUUGAACACGACAUGCAUUAUAUGUGGCACAAAACAGACACGGAUAAGAAAUUUACUUAUAUACUAGAGAAGGCAAAAAUAGUGACAUCGUUUUUUUUUACGUUCAUGAGAAUAGACUCGGUGUAUUUUCCUAGUAAAAUUAAUCAUGUCGUACUUCCAAAUAGUCCUAUGAAAUCAAUGGGUGCACCCGGACUUGUUGUUUACAGGGAAAGAGAUAUUACGUUCGAUGAAGCUUUAGAAUUUCCUAGUCGAAAUCUUGAUGUUACGACGUUAAUAACAUACGAAAUGACACGUCAAUUAUUCGUCAAUGUUAUCACGUCCGAGCCAGACGCUUAUUAUGUAAUGUUGAACGAAGUAUUCGCAUCAUUCUACACCUAUUACAUCAUGGAUCAGACAUGGGUACCAGAUGAAUUAAUGGAACUGUUCGUAGUCAAAAUUAUCCAGUCCACUCUAAAUAGUGACUCGCACUAUGACACAGAACCUAUUAUACACAACGCUAUGAACAGCGAUGGAAUCGAUGGAUUAUUUUAUCCUCUUCUUUAUCAUAAGAAAGCUUUCGCUAUAGUUCGCAUGAUGUUUACACUUUACAAUCCCAAUACUUUCAAAGAGGCCAUUAGGAAUUAUGUGCAGUCACGUUCACGGGAUGUGUGGUUUGAAUUGGAACAAGCUCAUUCACUAAGCGAAGAAAGCGGCUUUUCGGUACAAGAAAUUAUGGAAACUUGGUUAAAAGAAGAAUACUGUCCUGAACUGUACAUCAAACGUGAUUAUGAUCAGCGGAUUGCGAAUUGUUUUUCAACGGGUGCUAAAGCGGGGGAUAAACGCGCAUGGAUAAUACCUAUUAAUUACAUUACGGCAUCUAGUCGUAAGCCCUACAAUAUUUCGGAAGUUAUUUGGCUCGAAUGGGGUAAAUUGAAAGUUAUUAAAGACAUAAAAAAUAAUGAUUUUCUCAUACUCAACGUAGAACAAACGGGUUACUAUCGUGUUAAUUACGAUAGGAGGAACUGGCUACUGAUAUCGACUUACUUGCAAAAGUAUAAUUUCUCACACAUACCUCCCAUUACCCGCGCUCAACUCUUAAAUGAUGCGUAUUAUUUCACAAUACAGCAUCAUACAGGACCUUAUAUCUUUACCAAUGUCACUAAGUUUCUAAAGGAGGACCAAAAUUUUAUAGCAUGGUAUCCUAUGUUUAAUAUUUUCUCAGAAAUGUCAACUUACCUUGAAUUAGAUGAGGGCAAAUCUGUAAAGGGACACUUUUUGGAUAUUCAAACUGUAAUUGGUAAACUGGGGUACGAAGAUAAUCCAUCGGAUAAUGCCAUGAAGAAAUCGUUCAGACAUUUACUUCGAAAAUGGUCUUGUAAAUUUGGUCACUGGCUGUGUCGAAAUGCCGCACGCUUUCGUUUGUUGACUUAUUUAGACAAUGAUGAACUAGACAACAUUCCGGCAAACGUGAAAGAUUGGAUGAUUUGUAAUGGGUUGAAGACAGCAGAUAUAAAUUUUUGGACGUUGUUUCUAUAUAGAAUUAUGAAUCACACUAACACGGAGAAGUAUAUAGAGUAUUUAUCAUGUCCUGAAAAUAGUACGGUCAUCCUGCAUUACUUAGAUAUGCUUACAUGGACAUUUCGUUUCUCCAAAAUACAACAAUUUACGGGACAAAUGUAUCGUAAUAUUGUGAAAAAUCAUAUUAAGAGAAAUGAUGUGUUACAAUUUGUGAUCAACAAUUAUGGUUCAAUAAUAAACAGAUUUCCUGAGCAAUUAUCUGUUGACGCUUUCUUAAGUGAUAUAUAUAUGAAUGUGUAUUCGUUGAAGGACCUUGACACGGUACAUGAAUUUGGACGUAACAGUUCCUUUUGGAAACCGGGCAAUGUUAGUCAACCAUUGGAAAUAUUUGUUAACCAUCGGAAAGCAUAUCUAAAGAAAGUGUUGUUGAAGUUUAGGAGGUUUCAUGGUGAAAUUUUCUGAUUUUGUUAUCGUUAUGGUUUUACGAAUUAUUGAACAAAUUGACACUAUGUGAAAUUAUCGAAAUAAUCGUCAUACAAUUAUCAUUUAGAAUGCAUUUCCAAAAUGAUAAACAAUGUUUAAUAUUAGGAAUGCUAAAAUGUGAUAUGUGCUACCUAGCUUCCCAAAACAUUAAAAUGAGUCUUGUACUUAACGUAAAAUAAGAUUUAUCUUUUUACUGCUUACGUAAUGGAUGAAUAAUCGUUCAUUAGAUCGUUAAGAUGUUAAAGGAGAUUUAUUUAGAACGAAUAGUUAUAUAAUGAGUAGAUAAACGAGAAUUAUUAUAAAAAGGGACUGGUAUAUACAUCCUUCGUAACCUCAGGACAAUGUAUGUACAUUGUAUUGAAAUUGUUUUUUGUUAUUAUUGUUUAAUAAACUCUUCUGCACAAA